CUAUUUAAAUGCCAGAAGCCCACUGUCCAAACAGAGAGAGGGGCGCAACAAUAUGAUGGACCUUUUUGAGACCAACACUUAUCUUUUCGGUGAUUUGCGCUAUUUGGAGGAAGGGGAUCACGGGGCACUUCAGCACUUGGACAUAACGGGGGUGUCCCCCCUGUACAACGGCGACGACAGCCCGCUGUCCCCGGGCCAGGAUAAUGUUCCGUCGGAGACAGGAGGGGAGAGCAGCGGGGAGGAGCACGUCCUUGCGCCCCCGGGCCUGCGGGCGCACUGCGAGGGCCAGUGCCUCAUGUGGGCCUGCAAGAUCUGCAAGAGAAAGUCCGCGCCCACGGACCGACGCAAGGCCGCCACGCUCAGGGAGCGGAGGCGGCUCAAGAAGAUCAACGAGGCCUUCGACGCGCUGAAGAGGAAGACCGUGGCCAAUCCCAACCAGCGGCUACCCAAGGUGGAGAUUUUACGCAGCGCCAUCAGCUACAUCGAGAGGCUGCAGGACCUGCUGCAGACGCUCGACGAGCAGGAGAAAACCCGCAACGGAUCCGCGUUUAACUCCAAAGAACACAGCGUGGCCGGGGACGAGUACCACUGGAAGAAGUCCUCUGAGACAUGGACGACGUCUGCUGACCAUUCCGCCGGAGCGAUGAACCAGAGAGAAGGAAGCAGCGAGUCUUCAGGCUCCUCCAGCCUCCUGCGUCUCUCCUCCAUCGUCAACAGCAUCACCAACGACGAGAAGAUCAGCUUCUCUGAGGGCGUCUCAGAAAACUGAGCUGUUGGCGGCAACACGGCAUUUCUUUACAUAGUGCAAAUUUCCGUAUUCUGUCUCUAAAUUAUUUCCACGCUGAUCCAAACGUUCUGGCUUCUGUUUUUGUUAACCAUUUGUACAGGAAGGAGCAACAAAUUUGUACAUAUUUUAUAUCGACGAGAUGUCUAGAUGUAUUUAUUUUGUGCCUGAAAGCUAAAAUCUUCUUUAAGAAAGCAGGGGAAUUUAUUUAAAUAUUUGUAUAUAGCUGACCAACCAAAUAAAUGACAGUAUUAUA
This is a messenger RNA of Mugil cephalus (flathead mullet), 1040 nucleotides long. RefSeq names its product myogenic factor 6 (gene myf6). The coding region runs from base 53 to 769 and encodes 238 amino acids. Gene Ontology annotation, molecular function: protein dimerization activity; DNA-binding transcription factor activity, RNA polymerase II-specific; RNA polymerase II cis-regulatory region sequence-specific DNA binding. Gene Ontology annotation, biological process: regulation of transcription by RNA polymerase II; positive regulation of myoblast differentiation; muscle organ development. The record is from RefSeq and is a predicted model, not a curated record. The transcript has 3 exons. NCBI's taxonomy places the organism in Eukaryota, Metazoa, Chordata, Actinopteri, Mugiliformes, Mugilidae.